Molecule: messenger RNA, 3037 nt
Organism: Hordeum vulgare subsp. vulgare (domesticated barley)
Lineage: Eukaryota; Viridiplantae; Streptophyta; Magnoliopsida; Poales; Poaceae
Exons: 5
Coding region: 765-1832 (355 amino acids)
Source: RefSeq, a predicted model, not a curated record
ACUCUUAUCUCGUAGUAGAUGAAUAUAUCGAUUCCUUUUUCAUCUCUUACCUCGGUCCUGUGUUCCGCCGCCGCUGACCAGAGCGUUGGCCGCUGACUGCGCCGCCGCGAGGCCGUGCCGCGGCCCCUCGAUUCCACUCCCAGCUUUGCAUCCUCUCGAUUCCAUACCUCCACCGGCCACUCUAGACCACAGCCCACGACGCCUCCUCUCGGCGCUCAAAUCCACACCUUCACCGGCGGCAAGAUCUGCCGCCCGAGUCCACGAACGGGAGAAGGAGAUGGCGGGAGCGAAGGACAUCGCCGGGCGCCCAAUUACCUUGGACGCUGCUUCUCCACAAUCUGUGGGCAGCGCGCUGCUUCUCCACAUCGUCGUCAGACCGAACUGGUUCAGGUCAUAGUGAAUUAUUCACGAUACUCCUAAGAGCCUGACGCAGUCGCUGUUUGAGGUGAGCUGAUUGAUUAAAACAUAGUAUUGUACAUACAUUUUUGUUUAAUAUCUGCUUGUUAAUUCGCAUCAUACAAUUAAAUUAGUGAUUGCCAUAAGAUUGUAGAUUGAGAUAUACAAAGACAGACUAUCUGCUGAGUGCCAUGAGAUUUAUUAAAUUAUUUGGUGUUUGAGAUAUACAAAGACAGAUUGUAACUGGUGAUUGCAAUAAGAUUUAUUACAUUAGUUGUUUUCGUUUUUGUUUAAUAUCUGCUUGUUAAUUCGCAUCAUACAAUGAUAAGAUAUACAAUGACAUUUGCUACUUUAACACAGCUAGUCAGAUGGAUCUAACAAAUAUUAAAAAGUUACUGUGUUCUCCUAGACCAAGUGCAGACUACUUGGCUGGCAUAGAAGGUUUUCUUGAUUUUGCAUACACUGGAAAAAGUACAGAUGCCAAGAUCCGUUGUCCAUGCAUCAAAUGUGUCAAUAAGUUCUUGUUGAAGCGAAACACUGUAUAUGAUCAUUUGGUGUGUAAUGGAAUGCUACUUGGGUACACAGUUUGGGGUUGUCAUGGUGAAACUGCAGGAUACAUCUCCUCUGGCAAACGAAAAAGGUCAAAACAGGGAGGCAUAAACUCUAAUAUGUGCCAACUAGUCCAUGAUGUUUUCGGGAACAUAGAUAAUGGGUCUCAACUGAAUGACUGCGAUGAACAUAUGAACAUUAAACGAGAGUUACAUCCACAAAAAAACCCUAAUGAUAAGUAUUAUCUCCCACCUGCCUCCUUUAACCUAUCUAAAGAAGGGAAGCAACAAUUUUGUAAAGUCCUUCAUGGUGCAAGGGGUCCGAAUGGGUUUUCAGGAAACAUCUCAAGAUGUGCAAAUGUUGUUCAAGGGAGAAUCUCAGGCCUUAAAAGUCAUGAUUGUCAUAUACUAAUGCAACAUUUCCUGCCACUUGCUAUCCGAGGUCUACUCCCAGAUCAUGUCAUGUCUGUGUUGUUUCACUUGUGUGGGUAUUUUAGAGAAGUGAGUGCAAAAGUCCUAUACAUCAGCGAGCUUGAGAAGUUGGAGGAGCGAAUCGUAAUGACAUUAUGUCAUAUGGAGAUGAUAUUCCCGCCAGGUUUUUUCACUGUUAUGGUGCAUUUGGUUAUGCAUCUAGCAACAGAGGCAAAAGUAGGUGGCCCAGUGUGCUACCGUUCGAUGUGGUUUGUGGAAAGGUAUAUAGGUAAGUUGAAGUCGAAUGUCCGUAACAGAGCUCAUCCUGAAGGAUCUAUUGCCGAAGCAUUUUUGGCAGAUGAGUGCAUGACAUUUUGUUCAAGAUAUAUUGUCGGUUUUGAGACUAAGCAUAACUUGGCUUCGAGGAACGAAGAUGACGAGGAGUGGGUUGGGAAUCAUGAUAUUGCACAUGGAUGAAGAUUAUUUCCUCAAUCUGGCAAUCCACUUGGAAGGCCUAGGAAUUAUGUUCUGAGCGGUGUGGCUAAAGUACACACACAUAGAUAUGUCUUGUUCAAUUGCUCCGAUGUGAACUCAUACCUUAGAGCUCAUGCUGAUGAGAUAACUAAUGGACGCAAUUUAAACCUUGAUGUUGUUGAGAGGAUUCAAAACGAUAAGUUUCACGAAUGGUUUCAAGCUCAUAUAAAGAAAUUGGAGAAGGAAAAUGGCGUCCAUAGUAUUGAAAAGGAUAUUAGAUUGUUGGCCCGGGGACCAGUUAAUGCAGCCAAAAGAUAUUGCGCUUUCAACUCCCGAGGCUACCAUUUUAGGCCUAAACGCUUGGAUAAAGAGACACAAAAUAGUGGAGUCAUGGUAACUGCAAAAACAUCUCGUUAUGAUUCAGCACGCGAUGCUAAUGCAGUUUUACAGGAACUAUGGGAGGGUAAUUGAUAUUGUCGAGCUAAACUACUCUGAACAGUUUUCAGUGGUGUUGUUUAGAUGUGAAUGGGUUAAUGUGUUCUCAGAAAAAGGAAUGAAAAAAGACAAGUACGGUUACACACUUGUCAAUUUCUCACAUCAAAUACACAAAGGAGAAAAGAUUGAGCAUGAGCCUUUUAUUUUCCCUAACCAGGCGAAUCAAGUGUUCUAUGUGAAAGAUGAAUUGAAUCUAGGUUGGUUUGUGGUAAUGAAGUUGUCAAAGCCUAGAGAUGUAUAUGACUUAGGUAACUUGGAAUGGGAAGAGGAGACAGAAAACCAGCCAUUUCAUGUUUCACAGCUUGGAGAGAUUUUGAAAAGAAAGAACAAUGACCAACACUGGGUUAGAACAGACGUUGAGGGGACAAUAGUGGAUGCUACUAGUGCUUCGAGCACCGAAGAAUAGUUGAGGUUAGUAGCAACAAGGUAUGCACUAUGUUGAGGUAAUAUAGUUAUGCUUUCCGAAUAUGCUCUUGUAUUUUUUGUCAUAAAGAUGACGUGUAUAUUAUUUUCUCCUAGAAAUGUCCUUGUAUGAAAGUAAUAGUAUGACUGUUUGAACUUCUGAUCAACCCAUUCAUAAAUUAAUGAAUUAUGUUAAUGUUUCUAAAUAUGUGGCUUUGAACAGUGCACUCAUAUAGGUUGAUCCAUAUUUCAUUUGUAACACAACAUUUGAGAUAUGAUUUUUACCUCUAAUAAAAUAUAUUGUUCAGUCU